AUGCUUCCAAUUGAUGAAGGAUUGCUGCAGGAAGAAAAAAAUAGUAAUUUGGAUGAGUACCAUAGUGUAAUUCCUAAACUCGCGCUGCUGUACGUGAAGCUGCUGUUGACGGCGGGCGUGCUGGAGCUGGGGCUGGAGGCGGCCGUGUGGGCGUUCCGCCCCCACGUGGCUCAGAGCCGCCUGGGCUACUACCACGCGCAGCACGUGUCGUACGUGUUCUCCGCGCUGGGGAGCUUCCUGGACGUGGCGCGCGCGGCGGCGGUGCUGUGGCUGGCCGUGGGGCGGUGGGAGCGAGCGCGGGCGGCGUGGCGCUCGCUUCGCGACUGCGUCUGCCGCCGACGCACCGCCGCCGCCGCCGUCGUCGGCUCGCCCACCACCGCCACUGCGACCACCAGCGGCUCCGCCUCCACCGCCGAGACGGAGCGCCUCUAG
Messenger RNA from Gryllus bimaculatus (two-spotted cricket), 432 nucleotides. The record is from the annotation of a GenBank genome assembly. Lineage: Eukaryota; Metazoa; Arthropoda; Insecta; Orthoptera; Gryllidae.